GUAGAUCUACUUCAAAUCUGUACCUAAUAAUGUGAUUAAACCAGCGCUAUAUUUUCAUUUCUUCAUUUUAUUUCUAACUAAAAAAUAAUCCAUUGUAGUGUAAGCCAAAAAAUCUGUUUUUAAUGUUUCAAAUAACUUAAAAUGAGAUUAACUCCGCGUCUGGUGUCUUCAGCUGCUGCAGUAUUCUUAACAUGUGCUGUAUCUGCAGCUGCAUUAUAUUAUAAAAGUAGAACCAUUGAAAUAAAUGAAGUGAUGGUGUUCUGUAAAUUACAAUUCAAUGCUUACAAUUACUUCGACAAGUUAGUCAGUUUUAUAGAAAGUGCGAAACACAGCGUAAAUGUUUGCAUGCCGGGCAUACACAAUCCUGCAAUACAAGCGCGUUUGGUAACUCUAAUCAAAUCGAAACAUGUCAAGGUUCGAAUUGUUAUAGAUCGAUCAGGGUACAAUGAAUCGACUGAAUUUUUCAUCAAAGAACUUAUAGAAGCUGGGGCAGAAAUCAAAUGUAAAGUAACGCAGUCUAUAUUUAGGAUGCAACACAAAUUCUGCCUAGUAGAUGACAACAUUCUGAUGACGGGAACGUUGAAUUGGGGAAACGACCGGUCUUUCGAUCAUUGGAAUUAUGUAUACAUCACAAGCAAACAACAAUUAGUUGAACCUGUUAAGAAAGAAUUUUAUCAUAUGUGGAACAUCUCGAGUGAUGUGCAAACAGUAUUUGAUAUUUACUGUGACAGUGACGCGGAAACAAUCGAAAUUCGUAACCCUGAUGAAACGUCUAUGUCAGAUGACAGUGGUAAGGGUGACCAUGAUCAUGAAAUCAGUCAUGAGGAUACCCCCAGAGUCAAUCAACUUACAACCGAAAAAUUGAAUUCUUUUCCAAUUAAUGAUCAUUGCUUAGAAGUGUAAAUGUUAAGAGAAUCGUUAAAAUUAAUAGAUAAAUAAUUCAUAAUUAAAAUAAUUACCAAGCUCAUCUUAAAUUUAUUACGCACUUAGAAACUAAGUAAAUCAACAAAAUACUUAAUAUAAUUUUACAAUAUAUUAUUGUUAUUUUGAAAAUUUUAAAUAUUUUAUUGCUAAGACUCUCUAAUGUAUUUUAUUGUUAUAUGUAAAUUAAUAAAAUGUCAGUCACAUUUUCAAUUCAUAUUUUAUACACACUAAAUUAUUUACUACCAUUUAUUUCUAAUCUUAUUUUUCCAAUUAUUUUUAAUUUCAAUAAAACUGCAAACACUUUUUCUUUUAAAAGUGUUUUUUUUUUAUACUAUUCUCGUUAAUCAGUAAUAUAAUUAUUAUCUGAAUACUAUCUUGUAUGUGCCCAGUUGUUUUUUCUAUUCUUUGUUUGAAUUUUUAUAAUUUCUUUUUUUUUUCAAUAAAACAAAUGCUUUCAAUGGAGACUAUUUAU
Messenger RNA from Vanessa tameamea, 1396 nucleotides. Its product is annotated as mitochondrial cardiolipin hydrolase-like. The transcript has 2 exons. NCBI's taxonomy places the organism in Eukaryota, Metazoa, Arthropoda, Insecta, Lepidoptera, Nymphalidae. The coding region runs from base 142 to 903 and encodes 253 amino acids. Gene Ontology annotation, cellular component: mitochondrion. Gene Ontology annotation, biological process: piRNA processing. Gene Ontology annotation, molecular function: RNA endonuclease activity producing 5'-phosphomonoesters, hydrolytic mechanism. The record is from RefSeq and is a predicted model, not a curated record.